CCCAAAUUUGUUUCACCGGAAAUGAAAAUGAUUCUGCGGCUCCUUCUCCCCCUCCUUUAGAUUUAGGGUUCGUCUCAGAGUAAUUAUUGGUGAUGGAAGUUUUCUUUAUUUCUUCAGCUGGCGAACUCUCCCAGCCCACAAUAUGUUAUUGAUCUCCAACUCCCCGCAGGUAAUUAGGGUCUCUCAGAAAAGAAUACAGGAAUUUUGGUACAAAUUCAAUUUCCUUACUUGAGCUGGUUUCCAGGAAUCAACUAGCUCCGAUCAAUAACUAUUUAUUUUUUAAGUUAUGAUGGCGAUGAGCAUCAUACAACCCCCGCAAAUUGGCUGUGGCAGCGAGCCAAAGCAGAAAAGAGCCUAUACAAGAAAAGACUGUGGUGGUGAUACAACAAAUACGUCAACAGCGAUGACAAAAAGAAAAGAUUGCGGUGAUACAAAUACUUCUACAGUGAUGGAGAAGAAGAAAAGACCUUGUAAAAGAAAAGAUUGUGGUGAUACAAUAGAUACACCAACCAUCAUGGAGAUAAAGAAGAAAAGACCGUAUAGAAGAAAAGAUUGUAUUAUUGGUGGUACAAUUACUCGAACAGCGACGGAGAAAAGAAAAGAUUGCGCUGAUACAAAUAUUGUUGGAUUAACUUCAACAUUGAGGCUAAGAUAGUCUCUAACAUGUUUGGUUAGAAUAAGGAAAGCCUAGCAUGUAUUCCUAAAGGGAAUUAGGUUCCAACUAGUUCUAAGAAUAGGAAAUACAUGUAGUAAAGGACAAGAUUAGGAAAUUGAUGUAAUCAUAAGGGAAUUAGAAGUCAUCUAGUUCUAAGAAAAGGAAAGACAUGUAAUAAGAUAAUAAGACUAGGAAAAGGAAUUCAUAGUUCUAUAUAUAUAUGAUCACCAAAGUUGUGGUUGAUCAUAAUAGCAAGAUUAAAGCUUGUGUUUAGUUUUGAGAGAUUUUCUAAACAUCAAUAAAGAGAGUUGUCUUUAUAUAAGCUAAGUUUCAUCUUGCAGUUGCCAUUAAAUACUUCUACAGUGGCAGAGAAGAAGAAAAGACCUUGUAAAAGAAAAGACUGGUGAUAUAACAGAUACGCCAACCGUGAUGGAGAUCAAGAAGAAAAGACCACGUAGAACAGAAGAUUGUAUUGUUGAUGGUACAAAUACUCCAACCGUGAUGGAGAUCAAGAAGAAAAGACCAUAUAGGAGAAAGAAGUGCCUUCCUCAUGAUUUGAUUGUGGAAGAAAUAUUAACCAAGCUUCCAGUCCCGACACUGCUAACGUCUGUUCUGGUAUCCAAACUCUGGUAUGACUCCAUUCAUAAUGAUCCUAAACGCUUAACUUAUUCUCAUUUCCUUGAGUCACAGAAACAGCCCCGAGUUAUCCUUAGCCUUUUAAAUGUUAUGGCUGGGGUUGUUAAAAACACAGGCGAGCCUAGGUAUGCAUGUCACUUCUUCAAAUUUACUACUGGAAUGCACUCUCAUGAAAAUUCUCUGAAGUUUGACAAGUUUCGGGGUAGUCUUGCUAAUCGUGAUAUUUGGGAACUGGUUGGUUACUGCCGCGGUCUACCUUGCAUGGCACAAGUGGGUAAUUACUCAACUGGCUAUAUAAUUUUGGACCCAAACAGGCAAGAUUUUAUCUAUAUCUUUUAUCCAGCCAUAGUUGGGAAAUGCAUCUCGGACGCCUACAUCAUCUGUCACGGAUUUGGGUUCGAUCCCUCAGCAAACAAGUACAAGCUGGUGAGUAUUUUUGGUACUACUCAAAAGGAGCUUAACGUUGUGGUAUUUACAUUGGGAACUAAAUCAUGGAGAAAUAUCACCGCCUCAACCACCUCUUUAUCAGCUCAUGGCGGUCGUCCUAUUACAAAGAUAAGAGCGCCCACGGGUAGUGACAAAUCAGCCAUCUUAUGUACUACUAGUGGCAGCGGUGGAUGCUUGGUCUGGAAGAUGAUAGCAACUUUGGGGGGAGCAGGAUCUAACCAUAUCCAACAUGAUGGUGGUAAUGCUGUUAAUAAUAAUGAGAUGGAGAUGUUACUGUCGUUCAAUCUCCAUGAUGAGAAGUUUCAGCUCAUUCAAUUACCGGCUAAAAGUACAACUGACGAGCAACAGAAGCACUUAUUUGUUGAUUACCCUCAUCUUCUGGGGUUCAAGGGAUCACCUUGUAUUGCACGUGUCGAAAAAAAUCAGGGAAUGGAAGUGAUUAUCCUCAUCGUUGCCGUGAUGAUCAUCAGGGUAAUAGUGGUAGUAGUAGUUGCUGCUGUUGUUGUAAAGUUCAUUUGUACGCGUUGAUGGAUAAUGUCAAGCAAGUGUGGGUGAAGGAAGAGAGUUUUGAUGUUCGUGUAAAUUCUAGUCCCACAUGGUUAAGGAAGCUGGCACCAGAUCCCUGCUGUUUUUGCCUCAGCGGGACUACUACUACACCUCCUACUCGCAUCUUCAGUUUCUCGGAUCAGAUGUUACUUUACUGGUUCAAUGGGGGAUCUCUUCAAGUUUACAACUUACGCUCUGGUAAACUUCAGCUUGUAAUGCCUACCGAUUGUAAAGAGAAUGCCAUCUUUGAAGCUAAAAUGAAAGAACCGCGGCACAUCUUUAAUUCCAGUGAUGAUGAUGAUAUUUAUUGCUCAAAAAUGGAUUAUCAGCUGCACUGUCAUGAGGAAAACUUUCUUUCUCUAGAAACCUUCAUACCAGAAGGAGCGGCAGGAGUUGGUGCUUUCGAUUUCUUUGAGUUAGAUUUGGAGAGAGUGGACCGUCCAUGUUCGGCAUACGUGUUUAUCAACAGAGGUUCAGAAGUGUUCUAUCCUUGUUUUAAUUAGUACCUGUGUAUUAACUUAUCUUGGUAAUUGUCAUUAGUUUACUA
Messenger RNA from Papaver somniferum (opium poppy), 2831 nucleotides. RefSeq names its product putative F-box protein At2g02030. The transcript is spliced from 4 exons. The coding region runs from base 1085 to 2266 and encodes 393 amino acids. Lineage: Eukaryota; Viridiplantae; Streptophyta; Magnoliopsida; Ranunculales; Papaveraceae. The record is from RefSeq and is a predicted model, not a curated record. Gene Ontology annotation, molecular function: protein binding.